Molecule: messenger RNA, 1696 nt
Organism: Theobroma cacao (cacao)
Lineage: Eukaryota; Viridiplantae; Streptophyta; Magnoliopsida; Malvales; Malvaceae
Source: RefSeq, a predicted model, not a curated record
UCGCAAUGCCCAGAUGCUGAAGGUUUCGGCUUCUGACCGUCAGCUUACUGCUCACCUUGCCGCCCCAUCAAAAGAUUCAAAACAACCGGAAAAACUCACCUCCAAUAAACCCAACCAUCUUCAAAUCCUCAAGAAAUGCACCCAUUUAAUCCAAUUCAAGCAGGUCCACGCCCAAAUCAUCAAAACCACACUUCCCCAAGCCGACACUCACCUUUCCAAACUCAUCCAAGCCUUGGUUGGCUCUGCCCAUCUCCCCUACGCCCGCCUAGUUCUCGACCAAAUAACCGAGCCCUCGACAUUUGCGUUCAACACCAUGAUAAAAGGCUACGGAACAAAUAACUUGGGCGAUAAAGGAAUUGACCUUUAUAUCCAAAUGAGAUACCGGGGCCUUAACCCGGAUAAUUUUACUUACCCAUUUCUUUUAAAGGCUUGCCAUGGUCUUAAACAAGGAAAAGGAGUCCACUCCCUGGUUGUCAAAAACAAAAGAUUUAGCUCAGAGAUUCAUUUUUUAACUUCUUUGAUAACGUUUUAUUGUUCUGUCGGUGAUGUUGAAUCUGCCCGGUUGCUGUUUGAUAGGAUGCCUGAGAAAAAUGUGGUUACUUGGACUGGGAUUAUAAAAGGUUAUGUGAAGCAAAAGAGGUAUAAAGAAGGGAUUCAAUUGUUUUACCAAAUGAGGAAUUCUGGGGUUGAAAUAAAUGAAUUGACUUUGGUUUGUGUACUCUCAGCUUGUGCUAAUUUGGGAGCCUUGGAAAUAGGUAAAUGGGUGCAUGAAUAUACCGAUAGGAAGAAAAUAUUUUUGAAUCCAAAGCUUGGAGCUGCUCUCAUUGACAUGUAUGCUAAAUGUGGUCACAUUGACAAGGCUUCUCAAGUUUUUCAGACUGUGCCCUGUAAAGGUGUCUAUGUUUGGAAUGCUAUGAUCGGGGGACUUGCAAUGCAUGGUUAUGGCAUUGAAGCGAUUGACAGAUUUAUGGAGAUGCAAGGGUUCGGAAUAAAACCAGAUGGGAUCACGUUAAUUGCGGUUUUGUCUGCUUGUAGUCAUUCAGGGUUGGUGGUGAAAGGAAAGGAGAUUUUUCAAUCAAUGAGAAAGGUUUAUGAGAUUGAGCCUACCAUCAAGCAUUAUGGAUGCUUUGUGGACCUUUUAUGCAGGGCAGAACUCUUGAAUGAGGCUUAUGAGAUUAUAAUAAACAUGCCAAUGGAACCUAACGGAGUUUUGUGGGGAACCUUGCUGAAUGCCUGUACUGCUACUGCCAAUAUUGAGCUAGCUGAGGCUGCAAUGGAACAGCUGAUGGUGCUGGAACCGUUUAAUGAUGGAAACUAUGUUCUUACAUCGAAUAUUUAUGCUGCAAAGAAACGUUGGGAUGAUGUAGCUAGGAUUAGAAAGGUUCUGAAACAUAAACAGAUUGUGAGGAACCCCGGCCAUAGCUUAAUUGAAGUGCAUAAUGUUGUCCAUGAAUUCAUGGUUGGUGAUGGUAGGCACCCCUGUUCAGAAGAGAUAUAUGACAUGUUGGAAAAGGUUGCCAUAACCUUAAAAGAAUAAAGUUAGGUUCAUAGAAUCACUUAAUUGCAUCUAAAUUUUAGUUAAAUUGUUUGCGUUCAUGAACCUUUUGUUAACAAUCUGCAAGCGCUUGUGAUUUGUUUGAGAUGGUAGCCGGCUUGUAGGUGGACGUAGUGUGAAUGAAUAAUCUUAACUCUCAAA